AAGGCAAAAGGUACAAAAAAACCCCUCAGGUUUCACCAAAAGAUCAAGACAGCCCCUAAACUCUUUUUGGGGUCAAGACAGCCCCUUAAGUUUAUUUUAGGGACAAAAAACCCCCUCCGUCCCUAUCCUUCCGUUUAUUCGCUGACGUGUCCGUUAAACUAACUGCCUCUGUCAUCUCACGUUAAUGAAUUGCUGACAUGGCACAGUGAUGAAUGCUCUGUCAGCAAAUUUAUUACCGUUUGGUAAUAAAUUCAAGAAAUCAAAAUCCCUAACCUCUCAAAAUCCCUAAUUUCCCAAAAUUCCUAUUUCUCCACUCCCUUUCAAGUUCUUCUACUCAACUAGUGAAUUCCCUAAUUACGAAAUCUUGAAUGGAAGCCUCUCAUUCUACAGCAUCGGUUUAUAGCAGUCGAGAAGAUGUCACAUUCAAUCGCGACAGAAGACUUCGUGCUCCUGUUUGCAAUUGCUGCAAUAUUGCAAAAAUAUACACCUCAUGGAAAGAAACUAAUCCAGGAAGAAGAUUCUAUGGAUGCCCUAAUUAUCAUGUUGGAGGAGGUUGUGGUUUCUUUAGGUGGAUUGAUCCAGAAAUAGGGGAAAGAUUGAUGGUGUUACUGAAUGAAUUGCAUAAUGAAAGACUUAUGCUGAGAAGGGAUAACAGACGGUUGCGCAUAGAUAUGGAACGUGGAUCAGAUGUGAUAGGGACAAUUGAUGAUGUAAGGAGAGCAAUGGAUGAGAAGGAGAUGGUAGAAGAAAAACUCAAAGUGUGUAAUAGGAAGAAAGAGAUGUACAAGUUUGGUUUAGUACUAUCAUGGAUUGUAAUUGGAUUUGUCAUUGUAAUUGCUCUAGUUUGAUGAAAUAAAAUUGGUUUGAUGAAAUAAAAAUGCAAUUGAGUGAA
Messenger RNA from Mercurialis annua (annual mercury), 892 nucleotides. RefSeq lists its product as uncharacterized. NCBI's taxonomy places the organism in Eukaryota, Viridiplantae, Streptophyta, Magnoliopsida, Malpighiales, Euphorbiaceae. The coding region runs from base 369 to 848 and encodes 159 amino acids. Gene Ontology annotation, molecular function: zinc ion binding. The record is from RefSeq and is a predicted model, not a curated record. The transcript has 2 exons.